Molecule: messenger RNA, 2139 nt
Organism: Grosmannia clavigera kw1407
Lineage: Eukaryota; Fungi; Ascomycota; Sordariomycetes; Ophiostomatales; Ophiostomataceae
Exons: 5
Coding region: 1-2139 (712 amino acids)
Source: RefSeq, a predicted model, not a curated record
AUGGCGCUCCGCAGCGAAAAUCAAAGCAGACAGCAAGCUGCGACCGGACUUCAGGCCCAAUGGCACCAGUUCAAGCGCAACAUCGGGUGGCAGACGGGCACCGCCUGCCAGCCACCUGUUUCUCUGGCCUCCACAAGCAGCGAGCUGAGCACAGCUGUGACCAGUCCAUUCGUCCUAUUCGACAAGCCGUCUGCCGACAGCCGCAGUGAGACGUCCAGAUCGUCCACACCGGUUACCGACAUGUCCAGCAUGUGCCAUUCCACUGGAAGCAGUUUCGCCACGUCUGUGCAACCGGAUGGCGAAUGUGGAUACCCCAAGGACGAGGAGAACGAUUCUUGUGCGAGCAGAUCAGAUAAAGACUCGGAUUCGGGCCACGGAGAAAUGAGAUUCGACGAAGUGGAUAUCAUGGCAACAGCAAAGGAGGCGCUGAACACGCGGUCUUUGAGAGAGGGCCAACUGCGAUACUCCAUGUCGGCGCUGUCAGCGCAGUCCGGGGUCUCCGACUCGGGCGAGAGUGACUACGCUCGUCUUGCUUACGAGGACGACGAGAAUCCUGGUGCUUACGAGGACGAUGACGAUUGGAGCGGCACCGACAGUCUUGAUGCUGCUGUCAUUGCAGCAGUGGACGGAGAUCUGAGCCUUGCCGCUUUUCUCAUCCCACUCUUGCACAAGGAUUUGCGUAACGCGGUGAGAAACAAGGUGGAAUCCUGGCAGAACACAUCGACGACCCGACCUCCCAGCUCUGCGACAGGAUCAACGGUGACGCGGGGAGGCGCAUCCGGAGCAGCAUCUGGAGCAACUUCGGGCAGCUCCAUCGUGGCAAGCGGAAGUAGUGGGGCACAGGACCAGGUAUCUAACCAGUCCCGAAAGCGACGGCGCCGGCCGUCUGACUCGGAAGACGACCGGGAGGAGGGAGAGGACGAGCACGGGGGCAAUGGCGGGAACGGUAGCUCAAGACCAGAAUUGAUCGACGAGCCGUUGUCACCACUUCUGGCCUGUCCGUUCCACAAGCUCAAUCCGUCCAGAUAUGGAAUCCAGCAUAACGUCACGUCUGGUUCACGAAAGGAUGGAUACCGGGCCUGUGCCGGCCCGGGAUUCAAAAGCAUCCAACGGUUGAAGGAGCAUCUAAAACGGAAGCACACGCCUGUCCAGUGCGAGCGGUGCUACCUAGUGUUCAGCGGAUCGGACAAAGCGAGGUGCAUCAACGAGCUGACUGAACACCUGAGGCUGGAGGUGCCAUGUCAGAAAGGGGAGUCUGUGUUGAAAGAGGGGAUCAGCGAGGCCCAAUGGGCGGCGCUGGACAAGCAGAACAGGAAGAAGAACCAAGAAAAACACAAGCUGGAGAAGUGGUUUGAGAUCUGGCGCGUUCUUUUCCCUGAAGUUCCGGAGCCAGAGACGCCUUGGUACAACGAGGUGACACAAAACCGGUUUCCGUCGCCGUCGCGGGAGAACGAGGCGUUUGCCGACCUGUUUCUGCACAUCCUGAACCAUAAGGUGCAGCAGGGCGACAUCAGCUUCCCGGGCUGCAACACGGAUGACGUGCAGCAGCGGCUGCGGAAUCUUGUGCAGCAGACAUUCCGGACAUAUGUCAACCUGCAUGGGCCGAUGUCGCGGACAACAGAGACGACGUCAAGCCAAACAGGGACCAACAACGUGCACUCGUCACUGGUUGGCGGAUCGUCAACGCAACAGUCUCGUCCGACCAACAGCAUGUCGUUGCCGGCGACAGCAACGUCCCACACAACGGGCACCGUCAUCAGCCAGAUGCACGCGCAGACAACAGGGCAGUAUGCGAUGAACAUGCCGGCGGUGACGACGGUCGGCGUUCCGGGAAUGUCGUAUGCUGUUCCGAUGCCCCAGAGGCCGAACAACUACGCCCAGUACCACCACACGCCGAUGAGCGUGACGUCGAUGCCGGGACAGGUGGCAAGCACUGCGGGCACGGCAAUGCAGGCCAGCUUCACGGGCAACGGACAGGAGGAAGUGUCCAUGUACUACUCGACACCGAUGAUGCACUGGCAAUCUGCCGGCAUGCAAUAUGGAGCAGCGCCGAUGUCAGCCGUGCAGUACCCGGGCGAUUUCUACGGCGCCAAUGGGUACAUUCCAGGUCCAGGGGCUGACUACAGCAACUGCCGUUGA